Lotus japonicus is the source of this 1156-nucleotide messenger RNA. RefSeq lists its product as uncharacterized. The record is from RefSeq and is a predicted model, not a curated record. Bases 158 to 745 code for a protein of 195 amino acids. Lineage: Eukaryota; Viridiplantae; Streptophyta; Magnoliopsida; Fabales; Fabaceae. The transcript is spliced from 7 exons. Gene Ontology annotation, molecular function: peptidyl-tRNA hydrolase activity. Gene Ontology annotation, cellular component: cytosol; mitochondrion.
UUAAAUAAUAAAACCCUAUUAUAUGUAUAUAAGUGACCCUUGUCACGCUUUGCAUUUCUUAUAUUCCAAUUUGUCCGAUGAGCGUUGCCGAAAAAAUAGGCUGAGGCUGAGUUUGGUUCUCCUCUGAAACCCUAAAAUCGCCGAUCCAAAGAGAACGAUGGAACUGACAUGGUUGAGUGCCAUUUUGGUUGGUGCUGCUUUUGGUUACUUCAUUGGUUCUCAGUAUCCCCAUCGUUUUCUCUUCCCACAUAGAAGAUCAUUGUCUUCCAAAGACAAAGAACCUUCACUUCUCAACGAUGACAGUAACAGUAGUAGCAAGAACAAGAAGAAGAAGAACAGUAGUAACUCCAAACUCAAAGACCCACUUGAGGUUGAACAGCUCGCUGACAUUCUCGAUGAUUUCAAGAUGAUACUUGUUGUUAGAAAUGAUCUCAAAAUGGGUAAAGGAAAGAUUGCUGCUCAAUGCAGUCAUGCAACAUUGGGUCUCUAUAAAAAGCUCCUUCAUCGUGCCCCAAAGGCUUUGAACAGGUGGGAGAUGUCUGCACAGCCGAAGGUUGUUGUCAAAAUUGAAAGUGAAGAAGAUAUGCUGGCUUUGCAGGAAAGGGCUAAAUCUCUGAAGUUACCCACCCAUAUCACAAUCGAUGCUGGGAGAACACAGAUUGCACCGAAUUCCAGAACAGUGAUGGCAAUUCUCGGACCUGUUGAAGUUGUGGAUGAGGUAACAGGUGGACUGAAACUAUUAUAGCUUUCUGUCCAGUCAAGAUGUUCAAUUAUUACCACAUCGAACGUUUGAGACCGAACUGCAUCAGAGCUCCUCAGUGAAGAUUUGCAAUUAACCUUUAGUUGAAGGUAAUGAUGAUGAUGAUGAAAACUUUUUCUUUGGAGAUCCUUCCUGACAAAAACUGGAAUCCUGAAUCUGGUAGAAAUUCUUACACAGAAUGGUGUAGAAUGGUGUAAUUCAUUAAAUGUGAGUCUGGUUUGUUGUCCAAAAUUUAUAUAUUCAUGGCGGUACAAAUGAUUGAUUUGGCUAUAAUUUGGAUUUUAUUUUCUGGCCAUCAAUAAUGAAAAUUGGAUAUGCCAUUUGGAUUAAAGAAAAUAUGCAGAAAAUCAAUGAAACACUUCAUCCGGUUUUGAAGAGCUUAUUUUUAAUUUGACA